Molecule: messenger RNA, 2037 nt
Organism: Dreissena polymorpha
Lineage: Eukaryota; Metazoa; Mollusca; Bivalvia; Myida; Dreissenidae
Product: legumain-like
Exons: 13
Coding region: 84-1421 (445 amino acids)
Biological process (GO): vacuolar protein processing
Molecular function (GO): cysteine-type endopeptidase activity
Source: RefSeq, a predicted model, not a curated record
UGUGACAUGUGAUUUAGUCAUGUGAUGUAAACAUCGUAGGUGCAGUGUUCUCUGGUAUAUAGUGCGAACUUUCAUAGAUAUUAAUGAAAUCCCAAUUUAAAGCCGAAAUGGUAAGAGCUCUCGCUUUGUUGUGCCUGUGUGGUGUAGGCCUAGCGCUCCCGAGAAACGUGUUCGAGUUUGAGCAGCCGAAAAACGGGGGCCAAACAUGGGCAUUGCUGGUGGCUGGCUCCAAUGGGUAUUACAACUACAGACAUCAGGCUGAUGUAUGCCACGCCUAUCAGAUCCUCCACAGUCAUGGAAUUCCUGAUGAGAGAAUUGUUGUCAUGAUGUAUGAUGACAUAGCUCAUAAUACUGAGAAUCCUGUUAAAAACAACAUCAUCAACCAGCCAAAUGGGCCCAAUGUGUACCAGGGUGUGUUGAAGGACUAUACAGGCAAGCAAGUGAACCCAGAAACGUUCCUGAGCGUUCUCAAGGGAGAGAAGGACAAGGUCAAUGGCGGCAAGGUCAUUGACAGCGGUCCCAAUGACCAUGUGUUUGUUAACUUUGUUGACCAUGGAGCACCUGGUAUCAUUGCUUUCGGCGACGCAACGCUCAAGGCCAAGCAGCUAAUGGAUGCCAUCAACUUCAUGCACGAUAACCAAAAAUACGCAAAGCUGGUCUUCUAUGUAGAGGCAUGUGAGUCUGGAUCCAUGUUUGAGGACCUCCUGCCCAAGGACAUCAAUGUGUAUGCCACGACAGCCUCCAAUGCCCACGAGUCCUCGUAUGCCUGCUAUUUUGACAAGAAGCGCAAGACAUACCUGGGUGACGUAUACAGUGUCAAGUGGAUGCAGGAUUCAGACAAGGAGGACCUGACGACAGAGACGCUCCAAAAGCAGUUCUUGAUCACCAAGAAGGAGACCAACUCCAGCCAUGUCAUGGAGUACGGGGACCUGACAAUAGGCCAGAUGACAGUUGCUGAAUUCCAAGGGACUCAGAUGGGCCCUGCUAGAAAUGAUGACCCAACAGACACAGACUACUGCACUGACAAGGUGAAGUCAGAGGAUGUUCCACUGGAGAUCCUCCGUAGAAGUCUCGACCUUGUGGAGACCAAACAGGAAGCUGCGGAGAUCCAGAGAAAGAUUGAAGAGAUCCUUCAGGAGAGGAAAAUAGUUGACGAGACAGUGAAAGCCAUUGUGGCCACGGCAACCAGUAACCACCUGCUGACGAGCUCGGUGACGGAGAGGAGACACAACAUCAAGCAGUGGGACUGUUACGAGGAGGUUGUGGAACUGCUACAGACCACAUGUGACACGCAGCUCAACAUUCCUGUUAAUGACUAUGCACUCAGGAAGCUGUACAUGUUUGUAAACAUGUGCGAGAUGAACAUCCCAAGGGAGGCCAUCCACUCUUCAAUUCAGAAGGUUUGCAAGCCAGAGCUGUGAAUUCCACCUUGAUAUGUCAAACAAUGAACUGUGUUGUUCUCGUCAAUUAAAGGAAUUCAAUUUGUUAGAAUAAAUACAGCAUCUUUUGAAAUAGAUAUACAUAGAAAAAAUCAGAAUAUAAAACAUCUAUUGCUUAUUAUUUUUUAUUUUUUUACAAUACUUAUAGUUUAUUUGUAUUAACUUCAGCUGAAAGGUUGUAUUUUUAAUUUAAUGUACAGAAAAAUGUGCACUCCAAAUAUUUUUCGUUUUUGGUGCUUUAUUUUGUUAUGUAAUUUUUAUUGUGAUUCUUAAUAUGUUGUACUUGUAAGUCAAAUGUAAUAAGUUGUAAAUAUAAACUAUAUUUUAUUGAACAUUAUCACACACUUAUGAAUAUAAAUAAAUGUUUCGGUUGUUUAAUAUUAGCAAACGCAGAGGUAUCUGCAUGCAAGCUUUUGUAGUUUAUUUCAAAGAAGUAUUUUAUCUGGAUUAUAUCAAUAAAUGAUAAAACAAUAUUGUGAUAAUACUCAAAAAGAAGGUGAAUUUAAGGUAGGUUGUAAAAAAUAUAGUUAUUCAAAAUGACAUUGUAUGAAUGGUUAAAAUGUGUUAUAUUUUAUUAAUAAAAAAAAUAUAAAAAGUA